Messenger RNA from Mya arenaria, 4713 nucleotides. Its product is annotated as protein quiver-like. NCBI's taxonomy places the organism in Eukaryota, Metazoa, Mollusca, Bivalvia, Myida, Myidae. Bases 1518 to 1997 code for a protein of 159 amino acids. Gene Ontology annotation, biological process: positive regulation of voltage-gated potassium channel activity; regulation of synaptic transmission, cholinergic; sleep. The transcript has 3 exons. The record is from RefSeq and is a predicted model, not a curated record.
CUGCCUCGAAUUGGCACUGGCAGUGACGAGAGGAUCGGAAGAUGAAUUAAGUGCAUUAAUAUAAUUAUUUUCCAUUGCAAACAGGAAGAUACCGUAACAAUUGAAAUAAUUAAAGUAUGGAUUUCAGUAGUUAUGGACUCAAUGAAAACAUAGAGCACACUUGCUAUUGUACACGAACAAACUGAAAAAAUCGUUUUAAAUAAUAAUGUGUACAGUAACAAUCUGGGAAGUUCUAGGCUGAUUGGUGUAAAACGGUUUCGUACCUUUUUGGCAAUUUGGGCUGUAUAAGUUGAACGGUUGUGUCAGAACAAUUGAGGACGAGAGACAACAUUCUGAAUGUCUUUCUCAUCGGAAAACAUCUCGGAUUCAAUAACUUUCCGACUUAAUCAGUUGUACAUAUUUAUUGUGAAAGGAGAGGCGACGGCGACCUUUCUGGAUUAUCGCGAUGUAACAAAGAUUUAGGAGAACUGUGAAUGUGCCAUGGGAAGUAAAGUUACCCAGGAAUUAGAGCUUGCUUUACGUGUAUGAGUCUGUGCGUCGACAUACAUUCUUCGCAUGAUAGCUAUGACAUUAGUCCUGAGUGAAAACAUGUGCUUCACAGCCGAGUAUGUAUAACCACCGACUACAAAAGAGAAUAUGUUUAUUAUUAUCGACGAAAAGAUAAUAAGUAACUGGCGCAUCAAAUAGUAUGCCUACGUUGAUCACUGGAUAUGUAAUGAGGUUAGGUACUGGAACAUUGGAAGUCGCGCGUAUGUUAAGACGUUAUGUUUAUUGCCCGCCUGCAGAACUACCUAGUAAUAUGAGAACCGUGCACGAGGUUGUAAGUAGUAUAAUGGACGAAGGUCAAAAUCUGCAUAUAAGCUUUUGUACAUCUGAUCAUGAAUAGGAGUUCUGUUCGACAUACUGUGCUAGUUUAAAAUUUGAAGGAUUUAUCCAUCACAUCGGAGUUUAUAAUAAUUAUACUUUAUACAUUAUGCACUUAAAGUGAGGAAAAAAAAAUCUGGCUUGGAGACAACUUGGAACAUACAUCUAAGAGAUACUUAUCAUGCAAAUGCUGACAAUAUUAACUACAAUACCUGGGCGCUGAAUGAAAGAACCUGUCAUAUUUCUUAUAUCUACGGAAACACUAGCGGUGCAAAUCCAGGGUCCAGGUGGAACGCGUUGUCAUUAACAAGAGCAUAAAACUCCGUAUGUUUAUUGUGUCGGUUGUUUAACAGAAUUUCCGGAAAGGUUAUGUUCCUGGGAUUAUAAUAAGAUAAACAUUUAUGAACAUCGGCCUUCUCCGACAAGAAUAAUGCCACGAAAUUGACUAGGGGAAUAGGCUUCUUUCUUAUAAUUCGUAGUGCUAUUAGACACGAGGGAAAAUGCGAUUUAUUUCAUUAAUUCAGAUGCGUUAUGUCGCAAAUAAAACAGAAUAAUUACGCAUGGAAAUAAGGUUUUGGAUUUAACAGUGAAUUGUACUUUCCGUGUACCUUUGGAAAGUGAACGAAUUCGGAUUAUAACCAAAUAUUUCCAUAAUGGAGACAAAAACCGUUGCCAUAGCAACAUUCACUGUGAUAUUAGCCGUCACCAUGGAAAUUGCUCAAUGUCAGGAAGGCGAUUAUUCAGAGCCUAUCCGCUGCUUCUACUGUUUCGGUCCGGCAGAGAACAGCACGUGUGCGGACCCCGUGGACCCGCGGGAGGACAAGGGCAAGACGCUUGAGGUGAUCCAAUGUGAGAGCGGCAUCUGCCUCAAAUGGAAGCACUAUUAUAAUAGUGAACUAUAUAUGCAUAGAACUUGCUCCCAUCGCCUGAAGCGUUUCAAGAUAAUGAUGAUCGACGGUGUUUGCCGAUCAGAGCGUUCAGGAAACGGAGAUCUCUGUAUGUGUGGUAAAAAUCUUUGCAACGACGCUGUGUCAGUGACGCCAUCCCUGACGUCGGUUUUGUUUAUGACAUCUUUAGCUGUAUUGGCGUCGUCCUUCGGUGUAUCGAAGUCUUCCUUCUCCAAGAAAAGCUGAGAAAUAUUUUAGAUAGGCAAACUACACAUCAUCCGCUCAUCUACUGUCAAUGGCAAUCACAAUAGUAUAAGCUAAAGCAGUAAAUACUUUCAUUGUCAACUGUUUGAAGUGUUGAAGUGUCUUCAGAAAUGUCUUUCAUGACAUUUCGCGGCUCAUUACAGAAAAUUGAUCCACAUUUGUAAACCCACUAAUCAAUGCAAAGAAUACAAGAGUGUAGUGUUUAGAUCCCAAAAGUAAUUAGGAGAUUUAAGAUGUGCCAGGUUUAUUUGUCAUUCUAAAGUGAAAGAUAAAAUUUCCUGCAUGGUUUGAAUGCUAAUGAGCUAACGCAUGUGAUUGUGUAUGAAAAGUAUUUGAAACGCAUCCUCUGUUUGCAGAAGCAUAACAAAAACGACGAAUAUAGCUAUAGACAAAACAUAGUCAUAGUCGAAUAUGGUUUGAUCCAAUGAGCGAAUAUAGUUCGAUAGACAUCUAAACCUUGUGAUUCUUCAGAGAAAGAGAAAACUAACGCGUGAUCAGUGCUAAUGAUUAUGUAAAACGAAUCUCAUUCUGUAUUCAAACGUUGAAGGAAAACCUUUUCUUACAGGAAUAAAAACAAAAAAAAACGACAUGAAUGAAUUUCGAUAAAACAUGGUAAUUCGGAUGUGGUUUGAUCCAAAGAGUAAAUAUAAGUCCACAGAUACCAACACCUACAUGUAGUUAAAUGAUAAUCAAGUGUUACGACACUGCAAACUUAGAACUGUCUUGAAUAGUUACAUUUACCAAGUUACAAAGGUGUUUGGUAAAGUUCAGAAUGAUAUCUAGGUUGAACUGUAUAUGCAGGUAUCAAUUAUUCGCUCUUUUAGAGUAAAAAAACUACCUUUACAUCAGUAUUUCUCUAUUUGCACAACAGUUUUUAUGAUUUGUAUUUCAGUUAUUGUGAAUCUAGAUAUUUAUGUGUAUAAAACUGACAUUACGUAGAAAAUAUUUUGAUCCUGAAAUAUGUAUGUUAUACAAAUUAGCAAAACGUAUUAGACGCACUACUAAAACAUGGAUGUUUCACCGGCAUAAAGGGAAUUUCCUGGAUAUGAAGGAAAUCUGAUAGGGGAGACAAUAUGUUUUAUCGUUGUUGAUUUUUCUUCUUCUCCGUCUUCUCUUUUAAUUCUUUGAGAACAUUUGAGUUGGAACUUAGAUAGAUGGUAAUGUGAAGAUGUACACAGUGCAAUGAUAUGAACUCCUGGCUGAUUAUUGCGAAGUUAUCUCUGUUGAUUUUUGAAGCAAAGUUUGUGCAGGGCUCUCCUCGAACGGAAAAGAAAGUAGUCGAAAACUCUUGUAACUUGAAUUUCCUUGAUGAAUUUGUCCAAAGCAAUCUUAUGAAUGGAAUUGUAUGGAACUAUGAAAAUUGAUAGAUGGCAAAGUGAAUUUGUUUACAGUGCAGAGUUGUCACCCCUGAUACUUUAAUUUCCUAGAUGAAUUUGUUCAAAGCACUCUUAUAAAUGGAAUUGAAUGGAACUUUGAAAAUUGAUGGCAAAGUGAAUUUGUUCACAGUGCAGAAAAGAUAACUCUUGUCUUCUUAUGUAUUAAGUUAUAUAUUAUACUGUUAUAUCGCCCCUGUACUCCCUGAUUAUCUUCAAACAUCUUUGUCAGAAGCCUAACCCCAAAUGAAAUUAAAUAAAACAUCAAACAAUUGAUAGAUGACACUGUGAGGUUAAGCAAUAUAUGUAACUCACUGGCACAUUGUUGUUGAGUUAUCUCCUCUUGUAAUUUACAUCAAGCACAUUCUAUUCAAAGCCUUACUCGAAGAAAACGUACAACUGAAUUAAAAUUUGGCCAUUAGUAAAUAGCAAUGUUAUAGUGUGCACUGUGCAAUAAUUAUUUAUCUUGGAUCCAUUUGUUGCAUAGUUAUCUCUCCUUGUAAUUCGAUUUUAUUUUUCGAUUAACUACAUAUAUUCUGUAGUAUUACUCCGAAUCUGCUGGAAGGAACUAAACAUUCUGCAUUUAUAACCCCUUGUUUCCCCAUUCACGAUGCUCAUAUCAAAUGCAUUCACACAUAGUUAAAAUUCGUGCAAACUUGCUACUGUUACCAUUCGAAAACCAGAUAUAAUAAGUAAUACGGAACACAUAUCACGUAUGCAUCCAUAUGUAGAUUUAAAUAUAUCUAUUAGAUGUCCUUAACAUUGGUUUGUGUUGUUCAAAGUAUAGCAAAAUGCAAACAUCAGACUUUACACUUUAUUUACAUGAAUGUGAAUCGGUGAACCUACUAUUUUAUAACGCAUAUAAUUGCUCAAAUUAUGUUGUUUUUAUGUGUAUUUACCGUAAACUUUCUAAUGCCACUCAUGUUAUGAUUACUUUUGAAAAAAACAACUGGCGAACAUUUGAUGGAAAAGAAACUAUAUAAUACAUAUGUGUGCAUUUCAGUCAGUCAAUUUAUAUUCAUGUACAUGUAUUGUUUGAUAUAUACACAUGUUGAUUUAAUUAGCAUGUGUAAAUGAAUUUAGUUUUUACCUUUUACGUGUUUAUUUCAUAUGUAUGCUUAUUUGUAUGCAUAUCAUCUAUAAAUUAUAUGUAACCAUUACAUAAGACACGCUAUUUGUUGUUCAUAUCCUUCAAAUACAGAUCCAUGAGUAUAAUGUGUAUUUACUACACAGGAGGUUAAAAAAAUUGGCGAAAUCAACAGAGAGGAGUAAUUUAGAAAAGAGGAAUUUGGAAAUUCAGAUUUAACCGACUGGCAUUUAAACAA